GGUUGCAGGAUGAGGAGGAAAAAACAUCUUCACCCGAAGACCUGUGUUAUAAUUAUGAGGAGCUUUACUCCAAGCCAUUCGUCACACCUGAGUCUGAAAUCCCAGAGAACCUCCUGAUCCUCUUUCAUUCAUUUGGCUACGACUGUAGUCGAAGAGCAAACCUGCAGCUGCUGGAUGACAGAACUCUGGUCUUCAUAGCUGGUCAGAUGCUCAUAUUGCUCGAUGUUUGCACCAGGCAGCAAAGCUACCUGCGCUCCUGCAGUGGUGGUGGAAUUGGCGCCAUUGGGGUAAGCCAUCAGAAAGAUUAUUUAGUGGUGGCAGAGAAAGGACUAAAACCCAUCCUGCUUGUUUAUAAAUACCCUUCAUUACAAGCAUACCGUAUCCUGAGAGAUGGUACAGAGCUUGCGUUCAGCUCUGUCAACUUUAAUAGUGAUGCCAGUCUUCUGGCCAGCCUGGGCAGUGAACCUGACUACAUGCUGACAGUGUGGAACUGGAAGAAGGAGGAAGUGAUGCUCAGGUGCAAAGCCAUAUCUCAGGAGGUCUACAGAGUGACCUUUUCCCCAUACAACCCCGGCCUACUGACAUCAUCAGGAUCAGGACAUAUCAAGUUCUGGAAAAUGGCCAGCACAUUUACAGGUCUCAAAUUGGAGGGACUUAUUGGGCAUUUUGGAAAGACUGCAGCCACAGAUAUUGAAGGCUACAUCGAACUUCCUGAUGGAAAGGUGCUUUCUGGCUCAAACUGGGGCAACUUGUUGCUGUGGGAUGGAAACGCUAUUAAAGUGGAGCUCUGCCGCAAGGGAGGACAUUAUUGUCACGCAGGGGUUGUCCAGCCUUUUGCCUUGGAGGACGGACAACUGAUGACCUUUGGCUCUGAUGGAAUGAUUCGGGGCUGGGACUUUGAGACCAUUGAUGCUGCUGACAGUAGCAGUGAAAACAGCAAGUUUGAGUUGGAGCCCAUGAAUGAGAUGGCGGUUGGGCGCUACGUUCGCCUCUUUUCAAUGGUGAAAAGCGUGCAGGCGGACUCUACUGUUUGGCAUGCUCAGGAUUCCAAUGGAGCCAUUUGGAAAGUGGAUCUUUCAUUUACAUACUCAACUCCUGAUCCUGUGUGCCUAUUUUCCUUCCACGCUGGGCCAAUCAACGGACUUGAUGUAUCGAAGAAGAGUCAUCUCAUGGCCACGACUGCUUCAGAUCGUUCUGUCCGAAUCUUUGACUUUCUGUCAAAAACAGAACUUACCUGUAGCUGGUUCACUCAGGGUGGAACUGCUCUUCACUGGGCCCCACCUUCAGUGACUCAUGCUGGAAAUUUACUAGUGACGGGCUUUGAAGAUGGAGUUGUGCGCUUACUGGAGCUUUUUGACCCCAAAGGCCUUCAAGUAGUAACCAGGCUCAAAGUGGAGGCCCAGCUGCGCCUCAAACAAGCCUUCAAACCCCAUAAUGCUCCUGUAACCACUGUUGCAUAUGAACACAAUGGAACGGUCUUGGCCACCGGGAGCUCAGACUGCACUGUGUUCUUCUUCUCUGUUGGAGACAAAUAUGAGCCAAUUGGUUUUGUCUCGGUUCCCGGACCAGUACAAGUGCUGGAAUGGUCACCUCAUGCCCAUAAUGAAAAGAGUCUGCUAAUCCUAUGUCUAAGUGGUCAUGUUGUGGAGGUACCAUGUCCUGACCCUGAAACCCAUCAGACAGCCAAGUCCUUUCAACUGCUUGACAUGCCCAGAAGAACCUUUCGCUUCAAAAGCAUUAAAUCUCAAAUCAGGAGAGACGAGGAAAUAGCAAGACGACAUGCAUUAAAGGAGCAGCGAAUGAAGGAACGUCAAGAAAAAGAACUCCUAGAGGAAGAGGAGGAAGAGGAAGAGGAGGAGUUGCCCCGUAUUUACAUUCCUGAUCCUCCAAGUCCUCUCUAUUGGGGUUUCUUCUCGAAGCCUGGCCAAUUCUGGAUCUCAAUGGGAGGAUAUGACUCUGGUUUCUUGUACCACUGUAAGUUUUCUGAGAAUCAGGAUGAGAAUUCAGAAAAAUGUCACGUUGAGCCAUUUGACUUCCUGCCUAUCCAUAAUGCUGAUAGUGACCCCAUUCGUUCAGUCACCUUCAGCUCCAACAGGCAGCUAAUGCUAUGCGGAAUGCACUCGGGCUCCAUCAGAGCUUAUCCUUUGGAUCCCGACGAUCACGUCCUAAAAUCCAUGCAGGCGUACUGGGAACUGAGUAUCCACGACAGCAAUUAUGGACAUCUGAGGCAUAUCUGUUGCAGUCAUGACGACCAGUUUGUGCUGACAGCAGGAGACGAUGGGAACAUCUUCUCCUUUACUCUGCUUUCUCAUGAGGAGCUGCUGAAAGGUUUGCAGAGAAAAAAGGCAAAAGUUCCCUCACCAAGGAUUGGUCUAGAGAAUGAAGAGUUGGCCAUGGACAUCGAUGAUCCCACAGCGUACAGCAUAGAGACGGCUAAACAGAAGCUGGAAAAAGACCGGCAGCGUCAGGAAGCUGACAAGAAAAUAUUAGCCAAACGAAAAAUGCUUGCUGCGCUCCAGAGCAAGUUUAAAAUACUACUGGAUGACAACCUUAACCUGCCUCAACACAUUCAACUGACUCCUAUGGAACUGCUGCUGGACCAGCGUUUUGAAGAGCAAGCCGAGAGAGAGAAAACCCGACGUUUAGAUGAAGUCCAGUACCAGAUGAGCUGGCGAGAGGAGCACUCCCAUUUAUCCCUCAAAAAGCUACAAGACUGGUUCAGUGACUCGACAGAGCGUAACAUAGUCACUGUGUUCGCCAUUCGCACUGACCACAGCGUCUCCACCUACCAUAUUCCGAGUCUUUCUACGACCCGGCUCCAAGAGGAGAACAGUUCAAACAAGUGUGGUGUCGAUGAAACCCCUGUGGUUGAAAGCCAAGCAACUGUAGAACAACAUGAAAAAGACAGUAGUGAAACAGAUGAGGAAGAGGCCCCUCCUACCUCUGCGACUCGAGCUGUGGUCCAGAUUACAGAUCGGCAGGUUGAAAGGCUCCAAAAAGCUGCAGCGAAAGCUGAACAGGCUCGGGCCAAGAUUGCUAAGAGGAAGGAGGAAUGGGACAAACUUUAUGCAGAAAAGCCACAUAAGGACUGUGAAGACCCACGAGAUGUGCAGGCCAUCUUUGAAGCCCAGGAGAGCAUUGGCGACUUGAAACUUAAAACAGACAAAAACUUCACUGUGCCUAAACAUUUACGAAUGAGUGCAGACCGGAAGAAAGUUGAGAUGAUAAACCUGGAGGACAAUAUUCGCGAGAAACAGACUGAGAUGAACACACAGAUUGUGGCCUUGCGGGACUUCAAACUUCUUCUUUUAUCCAAACUGGGAUCCCAGGCUAGACAGCUCCAGAGGGUCCAGAGUUGUUUGCCAUCGCAGCUCCACCGCCGCCCACCCCCGCUGCCCACGAUACGAUGUGAGGAAGUACCAGAGAAGAGCCAGCGAUGCACCCGAGCCAUUCUAGAAAGAUACAGAGCGCUGAAGGAGAAAAGGUCAAAGCAUGAUGAGCUGGAAGAUCAAGAGAGUGGGAUGAGUGUGGUUGAUGAGCUGGAGAUUGAAGAGAUGGAGAAAAGCGAAACUAUAUCAGAUCUAUCAGCAGAGGAGACCACAGGUGAGCAAGGAGAAUUGAGAGAGGAGGACCUGCACGAUAUGGACAAAGACACAUUGUUAGAGAUGCAGGAUUCUCUACUGGAGCAGAUGAAGACUUUGGUGGAUCAAUUUGAUAAGGAUCACAUGAUGUGUCUUGAGAAGGUACAGAUGCUGGACUGGAAGCUAAAACUUGCCAAUCUGCGCCAGUUGACUCUUUAUCAGGAGCUAUUGCUUCUCAAGGAGGUGGAUAAGAGUGAAAACGUUUCGCAGGACAAGCUUGACAAACGUCUGAAGGAGCAGGACGAGUUGCUGUCUGAGUUGGAGAGGUGUAGGAAGGCGCUGGAACUGAAGCGUAAAGACAUUGCAAAACGUCAAGAGAAAGAGAAAUCCAAUACAGCAGCCUUCCAUGCCUUGCUGGGUGAUGACAACAACUUUGAGGAGUAUCUGACCAAAGUUUACAAGAAGAAAAUAAAACGUACCAAGAAGAAGGAGGAAGGAAGUGAUGAGGAAGACGAAGACAGCAAUGAUGACUUUGACGAUUAUGAAAACUGGGAUGAUGACGACGAUGAUGAUUGGGAUGGAUUGGAUGGAGAGGGGGCUGUGGAGGAAUGCCCUGCAGGGUGCGAUCAAAAGCUGUUUGAUGACAUAUUGGAGCUGCGUGAACGUCGCUUGGACCUGGAGGAGUUGCUGGCAGAGGAGAAGAAGAAUGCUGAACACUUGGAGAAGGAUUGUGACGCCCUUAUAAAAAAGAUGAAGUCAGUCAAAAUCAGUCUUAAGGCUGCAGAAGAUGACUUAGAACAAGUCAACAGAGAGAAACAGCAAAAAAUGAACCAACUGGAUGUUGUGGUUCCUCUUCGGCUGCACCAGAUUGAGAUUGAUAUCACUGGCCAAGUGCCUUCGGACCUCAGCCCGGCAUUGGUGCUCACCAGGAUGGAGCUACAAAGGCUGCAGGAGCGAGUGAACGAAUUAGAGGUAGAGAAGCAUCAGCAGACAGAAGUGUACCGUCAGGCCCGUCAGCAGCACAUCAGGCUCAUCAAAGAACGCAAGGAAAUGAACAAUGAAAUUGAGACGCUGGAGAAGCUUUGUCACCAGCUGAUGAUGACAAGGUUUGGGAGAGAGGUGGAUAUGGAAGUUCUGCAGACUCUGUGUGCCAACAAGUCAGUUGCUGAGAUGAAGCAGGAAAGAAUCUUGCGGGAAAUUGCAAUUGCCAAAGACAUCCAACAAUGGGAUAGGAAAGUACAAAAAUCUCGUGAAGCCCUGAUCGCGAUGACACGGAGCAACUCGGAGCGUCUCCUUUGCUUGAAUAGUCUCUUUGAACAGAAGAAGGAGCUGGAGAUGAAACUUUACGCAAGACAAAAGAAAAUUGGCAAGCAUCUUCAGGCCUGCAGCAGGCGAGCAGACAAGGACCAAAUCUGGAGUCUUCAGGAACUGGUGAGAAAACAAGCUGAGCAGAUAGAGAAGCUAUCUAAAGAGGUCAGCGAGCUUGGACCCACUGGAGGACACAUGCUUUCCGCCGCCCAUGCUCAUCUACCGCCGCUCCCUCGUCAACCCACUCCCAUUGUACACAAACUCAGCAGAAAACGAGGAAUACUUAUACCUGGCAUAAAGGAAGAGGACACAAGUGAAAGUGAGACGGACGACUAAAAAUGGAAUUCACCUGAUGUUACUUGUACAUUAUUAUGGACCUCAGAUUGCUGAUAAA
This is a messenger RNA of Syngnathus acus (greater pipefish), 5283 nucleotides long. Its product is annotated as cilia- and flagella-associated protein 44-like. The record is from RefSeq and is a predicted model, not a curated record. The transcript has 33 exons. Gene Ontology annotation, molecular function: protein binding. NCBI's taxonomy places the organism in Eukaryota, Metazoa, Chordata, Actinopteri, Syngnathiformes, Syngnathidae. Bases 207 to 5225 code for a protein of 1672 amino acids.